Molecule: messenger RNA, 6050 nt
Organism: Chilo suppressalis (striped riceborer)
Lineage: Eukaryota; Metazoa; Arthropoda; Insecta; Lepidoptera; Crambidae
Source: the annotation of a GenBank genome assembly
AUCAUGAUGUACAAUUGUUAAAUUCCUGAAAUUAAAUUCAAAGACCGGUUUUUUUAGUUAUUGUAUUGACGUUAUGUUGACAUCGAAAAGAACUUGCUGAACAGAUGAAGAACGAAUCCACGAACGGACGAAGUAGGUAGUACAAUUUCAACAAAACAAAUGUCCGAUUCUUGUGCCCAUUUCCAGUUUCAAGAAUUCUCCAUACGUAGACGAAAGGAAUCAAGUUUCAUAAAUAAUGGUGUUUGCGUUCACAUUAUGUUCAAUACAAUAUUUCGAAUAAACCGUAAACUGUAGUGCCUGAUGUUGUUCAAAUUCCGAGUGAGGUUAGUGAAAUAGUGGUCACCUUUCACCUUAGCAAAAUCUUAGAUUGAUUUGAUCAUAAUUGUGCUAUUCGUUACUAUUUAUAUGGGGCAUGGAUGUUGACUCUAAGGAACGGUUUUUGCGAUGGUGAUAGCAAAGAGCAAGAAAGUUAAACCAACAAUGAAUAAUACUAUAAAGAACAUGGACUAUAAUUGGACUCCUGCACCAGACCCACCUAAUGACCAAGAUGCAGGAGCAGCAAGAGCAGUUUUCAUGCCUCAUUCGAAUUCGUUGCCAUUUGAAGAGCGUCGUGUAACUUUGGAACAACCUGUUAAGAUUGGGCGCAACGUGUAUCGGAUGUUGGCUAGCCCCACGAAUACGAUAUUUGAAUGUCGGGUAUUAUCGAGACACCACGCUACACUAUAUUAUGACAAGGGCCACUUCUACCUUGUGGACAAUUCGAGCAGCAACGGCACUUUCGUCAACAAGUGCUCGCUGCCCGAGCAGGAGCCACAUGAGGUAUUCUCUGACGACGUGGUGCAGUUUGGCAUACCCGUUGUUGAAAAUGCCGGAAAUUCUGAAAAGAAUACGUUUCCACCAGUGGUCGCCCUCUUGAAACUGUUCCAUCCGGACGGCACUGAAGCCACAUCCACCUUUAACCCCACGAUGUCCACACCGCUACACCUCGAACAGCUGUAUCAGCUCAAUAACUAUGUACAGGAAGCGAUACAACGGGAAGCAUAUCUCGAGAACAGGUUGCGCACGUUGCGUGAGUGCGUGGAACGGACGCGUACGGAAGCGCAGGCGUCGUGGGAACUGUUCGUCGGCGAGCAGCGACUUCUUAUGCGCGUGCACACGCUCGAGGCGAUGCUGUCCGUGGGCAAACAGCCGGACGCGCAGCACGUGGCGCAGCUGCUCAACGACAAGAGGAACUAUCAGGCAGUGGCGCAGGAGAGCCUCCGCUCUGCGCACGAGCAACGCCUAGCGUUAGAAGAGUCGCUGGAGCGGCGCAGCAGGGAGGCAACCGCCCUGCAACAGCAUAACUGCGCACUGCGACUGGCCGCCAACAACGCGCUCGCCGAGCUGCAGAAGCUGGCAGCGCGAUGCGAGCGAAAAAUGUGCGCGGCUCGACUCGCCAUCACCGCGGCGGAAGAACGAGAGCAAGCCGUCAAGAACCAACUGCCGCUUGCUUAUUCAGUACAAAAUGGAGAGGCGAAAAUGUUGGUGUUGAGCACAGAUAGCAACAAACUGCAGGAAGCGAAACGUGGCGGAUCUCUUGAAGACGCUGUAAGGGCAUUACCCGAUUAUAUCAAGCUGCUGCUACCUCAACAUUUGCUAAACAAGGUCGGCAUUAAAUUAAUCACAGCUGAGGGCAAGUCGGCGAAAGAAUUCGAGUUGAUAUUGAAUAAGAACAAUAUAUACAAUAACGAAACCAGAGAAAAACAACAGGCGGAAGAGGGCGACGUUGGUGUCGGGGGCAGUGGCGAGGAGAAAUCAGGUGAACCCGAUUCUUGUACGGACGAUGAGAAACAGUCGCGCUUAAAUAAUGAUGGAGGACACCCAGAGAACCCCAGUCCGCUGGACGGAGAGCUACGGCCUGACAAUAAUGCCAACUCUACAUACAACGAAUCCGCUGCCGAAGAUUCGCCGAGCAAAGCGGGCGUGGAGUACGCAAACGUCCUCCGCGUAAUGGCUGGCUUAAACGAAGAGAUCAGGGCAUUACGCGAGCGCGUGGCAGCCCGCGGUGCCGAGUGCGAACAACUGCGGACCGCGCGCGACGAGCUGCUGGCCGCGCAGGAGGCGCCGCCCGCGCCCGCAGCGUUGCCCGCGCCCGCGCCCCUCCCCGCCCUCCCCGCCCUCACCGCCGGGGAGCCAGACGACGCCGAGCAGCGCGCGCGCAUCGCCGACCUGCAGGCGCAAGUGAGCCGCGCUACGGCGGCGGAGCAGGCGCAGUUGAGCGAGGUCGCGCGGUUGGCGGCGAGCGUGGCGCAGCUACAGGCGGAGCUGGCGCUGCGGCCCACGCGCGACGAGCUCGACCAACUGGCCACCACCGCUGACCGCCUGCGACUGCAGUUGCGGGACAAGGAGCAGCAACUGGACCAACUAUGCGCUACCAACAAGUCAACGGCGGACGUCGCCGUGCUCGCGUGCCCCGACGACCUCAACGACGACUCCAUGGACCCCAAGAAGAUAUCCGCCGAAAUCGACGAGAUGUUCCAAUUGGACUUCGACGAAGAAGACGAGGAAGAGACCGAUUCGGUCGCCACCGAAAGCACCGAAGUCAUGAAGGAAGAGCGCGCGCCCGUCGAAUACGUGAAGAUCGGUGAGGAGGAGAGGUUACAGGUGACUAUGAGAAACGGUUCGUUGCACGCGUUGGAAGAAGAGUUAGUACGCGCUAAGGAACGAUGGGCGGAAGUUGCCGAAGAACGCGCGAGACUCGCGGCUGAGCUGGCCGUCUUACAAAGUAAAGGUACGGUGCGAGUUAACGCGUCGCAUAUAAUCGCCUUACUCGUUCCAUUUAUCGCCGCCUGCUUGUACUACGCUCUUCUACCGUACAUUUCUUGAUGCACGGCCACUUGGGACCCGCCCGGCUACACGUAGCCGCCGCCCCUAAAACCCCACCCUUAUCGCUACGACGCGACCUCUUGCUCACUCCCCCUAUUUCUAUCUCUAGGUCAAUAUUCAAAAGUUUGCGGUUUGUUUUCACUACAAGUGUGGUAGAUCAUCGCACUAUGUAACAUACGUUUUUAUGAAAUGCGUUUUGUAAUAUACAACUAAGAGAUCACGAUAAUUAUAGACGACAUGAUAAUUAUGUGAAAUGUAUAAAUAUUGUAUUUUUAGCGAAAGUAUAAUAUCAAAUGUAGAAAACAAACCGCGAAACUAAAUAUUCACCCCACUGUCACUCAGCGUGGACCAGUCGACGGAGUAGUCCUAACUAGCUCGCGUUGACGUCUCGCUCUAGUCAGUCGAGGAUAUGACAGUGGAUACAUUUCCUGUACAAAUAUAGCACUUAGUGCGAGGCAAUAAAUGUCAAAGCCGCAUGCUUUCAGGCAGGGUAGACAAAAAUAAAGACUAAAACCUUAUUGAAACAUUGCCUGGUGUUUUGAAAGGUGGCUUUUGCAAUACCCGUAUAAGCGCCGCGUUGACGAAAUCGAAUUGUAUCCACUGACAAGUCUCUGACUGUAUCUUCUCGCGACCGAAGGCUUGUUGUUUAUAAAUUAGGUGAUAACGUUAGCAGUAUAAUAUAAUAUGAUAGUAAGGGCGGGAAUACACAAUUAUGAUAAAAUGAAAUGGUAGGUAGCUAGUUUUAUUCAAAGGAGUGUGCGAACAAAUAACACAAAAGAAAUUGAUCAGAUUAAUUUAUUAUGGAAUGCAUCCGAAAUAAAUGGAGGGCAGGAUCAUGACAGGUGGUCAUACUAUGCCACGGGAGGCGAUGCUGCAUUGUAGAGUACAAAAUAUAGGGUAGCCAGCAUUAUAAAUUUGUCUUAUAUGUAAUUAAUAUAUUAUAUAGUCAAUGUCUAUUUAUUUAAUCUUUAAUUACUUGUAAACAAAAAUAGGUAGUGUUAUUCUUAUUAUAUAGAGGUACGAAGUACUGUUUGGCGACAAUUAACCAGUUACUGCUUAUGCGCGUAGUUGUUGCAUAUUAUUAUGUUCACACGAGCAAAAUUCCUCGCUCAUAUUAUAUCAGGAAAUCGAAUAUGCAAUUAACUUUUUUGCUAGGUAUGGUCUUGCCAUUGGACGUAUUCACGAAAAAGUAAAUGACUCGUGCAAGUUUACGAGCAAAGACAUGUGUAUUCCCGCUUGAAAAUUUUUGCGCCUUCGGCCCGCCUAUCUAAAUGUUUUCUGACGUCGCUGCGAGUAAACAGAGUAAAGAGUGGAUCCCACUAUUUCCAUUACGGAGUCCCAGUCACGUAAAUAUUUGGAUUGUUUAUUCCUGCUAUUUCCAAUGCGAUGGCGAUUUAUUUCCAAGAUUGAAUUAAAAAAACACCCUAGUAGGAUAAUUUAGUUAUGUAAUACUAGCAUUGCGUUUCGAAAUAAAGUGAAAAGGUAGAUUAAUUAAUGAUUUCUUUGUGACUAGGAUAAUGGGAUAUGACAGAAAAAAAGUUAGCUGCACAUUCAAAAAGUUUAUUCGUUUUUUAUAUGGAAUGGAAAUAGAGGGAUGUAUCGUGCGGGAGAAACUUUUUUGUCGACCGAGCUCUUGUCGAAAGUGCCAUUUACUAAAGCGGCGUCGCAGCCUCGCGGGCGGUCGGUGUACGUUGUUAUCGCAUGUAUAUAAUCUCUAGUAUUGUUUCUGUAAAAAGUGUCAGUAUCGUAUUUGAUAGAUAUAAAUUGAUUGUUGAUAUCUGCCAUAAUAAAUGUAAAUUUUAUAAUAUUAUUAAGGCCUAACGACUGUCCUAAGUUAUAAAAUUAUUGUUGUACGAGGUCUAUCGCAAUUUGUCAGCCGAACGUUGUUUAGCUGUGUUCACACGCGUAUACGCUGCACGUAUUUUUACAGUAUUCGGGUUAAAACGUAUCAGCAGUGGCAUGUUCAACAUAUAGGGACAUUUUUACUAUUUGAAACAAAUUCUUCUACAAAUUUGUGAAAGAUGCUCGUUUGUUUGUUUUUCAUUUAAAAACGAGUGGCAUCUAUUGUCAAAGAGAAUGUCAUACUAUGCGCUUUUGCAACCAAAUACAUUUAUAGUUCAUAAGGAUUGCUUGAUAAGUCCCCAUGAAUAUUCGUUGAAUGGUUUAGCUUUAGAUUAAUGCCUAUUGUGAACGUGUGAACAGUUCUUUAUAUAUUGAUCAGUAUAUAUUGCGCCACUACUUAUUGGAUAAGACGUAUACUGCAAAAACGUGCAUAAUAUUUUCGUGUGAACCCACUCCUAGAAGUCGUUUCGUUCCGUCGCGCGGGGGCGGAGCGCGACAGACCGCAUUGUUUUGCUUUCGGUUAUUGGGAGCUACAUAUCAUGGGUAGGUUACGUGCAUGGAGCAUUUACUCGACUUGGCAGUUACUUUUCGAAUCGUUUGCAUUUUUCUAGUCUUUAGAAUCGAGGUAGACUUGGUUGCAUGACGUCUUGCGCUGCGUUCCUGCGUUAAAUACAUAUUUUAGAUCUUAUUUAUAAAUGUCUUGAUUUGACGACGGUCGGUUCGCGCGUGCGCAUUUGUAGUGCUGCCGAAAAUUGGCAUAGAUUUUGACGAAUAGAGUUUAUAGAUUUUUUUCUUUGUUUAUUAUUUGCGGUAUUCGAGAUUAGUGUAGGCGUUUAGUGCAUGCAAGUUUGCCGUUUAUUUGCGUUUGUUUUUAGUGCCACUUACCCUCGAGAGUGGUCAGUAUGCGGUGUGAGAUAUCAGUUGGCGUUCAGUUAGUGCACAAGACAGGUUACCCGACGCUCUGUGGUCUUCCGCAAGCUAUUUUCCGUCGGUCGACCCUUGAUCGCUUUGCUCUGUGAUGUGAAGGCCAAUAGAUAAUUUUUGUAACAAACUUGUAUAACUAACGAUUUAUUGUAAUAUCUCUAGAAUAACUUUACCACGUUGAAGUCCACUGUCUAUAAAUAUUUAUUAUUUUAUUGUUGCACAGAUUUUGUUACAUUCAAUGUUAUAUUUUGUGUUUAAACCACCUUAUUGUAAAUAUAUUAUAUCUUAAUUGUACUCGUUCGUAUGUUUAGUUUCAACCGUGGAAGAUUUUUGUUUUAUUAUAUGGAUUAAAAUUAAUAAUGCAUUCAAUGUGGAUGUACUGAUAAAUUUAUUGGAAAUAAUAUUGAUUUGUUUAAAAA